This is a messenger RNA of Notolabrus celidotus (New Zealand spotty), 6858 nucleotides long. RefSeq names its product polyhomeotic-like protein 1. The record is from RefSeq and is a predicted model, not a curated record. The transcript has 15 exons. NCBI's taxonomy places the organism in Eukaryota, Metazoa, Chordata, Actinopteri, Labriformes, Labridae. Gene Ontology annotation, molecular function: zinc ion binding; protein binding. Gene Ontology annotation, cellular component: nucleus; PRC1 complex. Bases 286 to 3009 code for a protein of 907 amino acids.
GUAAAGUGUCCCCCCUUGCCCCGUCCUGCUGCUCCGUCAUCCCGUCGCGCCGGAAAAGGCAGAGCAGUAGAGGAGGCGUUUCCCUCCGACAACACAUCAGCUGCAAAUUUAUGCAAAACAGUAAAAAGCACUGAAGCUGCUGCUGCUGCUGCUGCUGCUGCUCCUCCACAGAGGCAGAAAACAGCACCUACAGCGGGCUCCAGGGCUGCAGAGCCGCUCUCAGCCGACCAUCUGCGGGCAGCCGGUGCAGGAGGAGGGGGAGAAACCCGGACCGGGGACGACGUAAUGGAGACAGACGGAGAGCAGAACCAGCAGGGGGCCUCGACCAAUGGGAGCGCUGCAUCGGGGACGAGUUCUCGCCCCUCUCCCAUGAAUUCGAUGUCUCUGUAUGAGAGGCAGGCUGUGCAGGCCCUGCAGGCGUUACAGAGGCAGCCUAACGCAGCUCAGUAUUUCCAGCAGCUAAUGCUGCAGCAGCAGAUCAACAACGCCCAGCUGCAGAACCUGGCAGCUGUGCAACAGGUAAAGGCUACUCUGGCAGCCAGUCGUCAGUCCAGUCCUUCCAGCAGCAGCUCUUCUCAGACCACCAGCACCACAGCUGCCAGUGUGACCUCUGGAUCUGGAUCCACAACCAGCAGCCGUCCUUUGGGCGCCUCGGCAACAUCCACCAUCAGCCAAUCAGUGCUGCUGAGUGGGACAGCAGGGGGACAGGGACAAAUGUACCUGAGGGUUAACCGCUCCCUGAGGGCGCCCAUCUCUUCACAGCUCAUCUUCAUGCCCGGCAGCACGGCGACAGCUGCAGUGGCCACAGUUACUCAGCAGCCUCAGGCUCAACAGCAGGAAGCGACACCGGCUUCUUCUUCUUCUUCCGGCAGCCACUCGGAUAACGACCAGGUGCAGAAUCUAGCGAUGCGAGGAAUGUCCGGUCCCAAAGGAGUUGGCGUGAAAACAGAAGCCCCGGAGAGGAGUGAGUCAGCUGCUUACUCUCUGGUCCAGCCCUCCCCACAGUCAAACUCCCAGUCCCCCAGUAAACCAAGCCAGCCUCAGCCCCACCCCCCCCACAUCAAAAUCCCCACAUACCCUCAGCCCACCAACCUGAAGGCCCAUUCUUCCUCCUCUGGUGCCUCCACCUCCUCCACGUCCUCCAUCCCUCUCUCCCAGCUCCUUCUUCACGGGACCCGGACUCUCACCACAGGGACCACAGCUCCGACGGCAGCACACACACUCCUCCUUACCUCCUCUGCAGCAACUCAGUCCCACGGGUAUCCCGUUGGCACUGCGACCAUCAAACCGGCGGUGAACGCUCAGACUCUGGUGGUGCAGCCGCUUCAGAAGACCUCGCUCAACAACGAGAAAUCAGGACACGGCAACGGACCCAUCCCUAUCCAACCUAAAACUCUGCAGGGGCUCCGUCUGCCCCUCCAGCUUCCCUCCAGAAACCCCCCUCCCAUCCUACCUGCCCCGCCUCCCGUCAGCAGCUCUGCCCAGACUCUGCAGCCGCCACACAUCCCAGUCCAGAUUGUGGGGGCGAGGCAGAGCACACUAGGAAACACACAGGCUCUGGCUCUGGCUCGGGGCAGCUGCAGCCAGGACGGAGCCGCCGUCCUCAGCAGCUCUUCCAGCCUGCUCACCAUGGUGGCCUCCAUCGCUUCCAGGGAGGCUGGAGUCGUAGGCCGAGGGAUGGGGCUAAAGACACUUCAUUCCCCCCAGGAGGCUCCCCCGCUGGCUCAGGUGCCUCAGGUGCAUCCACAGGCCAAUCAGAACUCCGGACAGAGUCAGAAUGGGGCCCUGGCACCAGGCCCCGCCUCCUCACAGUCCUCUUCUGUUACCUCUCCUCCCUCCUCCCUGUCUCGCUCCUCCCUCUCCCUCCCCCUGGUGGCAGAGGAGCAGAGAGACGCGUCAGCUGUAACAACAACUAACGGAGACUCAUCAGGAAGUCAGACGCAACAGGGGAAGCAGCUGAGUGGAUCCCUAAAAAGAAAAUCAGACUCCAAUUCAGCCAACGAUGAAGAUGGCCCCUCCCCUCCACGGCUACAGCCAAUCAGAGACCACCCAUCAACACUCUCAACCAAUCCUGUCGUAGCAGCCUCUGAAGCUCCGCCCUCUGCCCCCUCCCCGGUGUUGACUGUGUCCCGCGGGGUCUGCGGCCAAGGAGAGAGAGCUCCUCCCCCCCAAGCGGUGGUCAAACCGAACGUUCUCACACACCUCAUUGAGGGCUUCGUCAUCCAAGAAGGGGCGGAGCCUUUUCCUGUGUGUGGUUCAGUUAAAGACUCGACUGGUGAGGAUUUAACCAAUGACAGUCUGGACACGAACCAAUCAGAGACUCUUACAACAGCUACAGUGCUGAAGUGUGAGUACUGUAAAAACUUUGCUCCUGCCAGCCAGUUCAGAGGCACCAAAAGGUUCUGCUCCAUGACUUGUGCCAAGAGUAUGUAUUGGUUCCCCAGGUACAACGUCAGCUUCAGGCAGCACUUCAGCGUGCGGCAGGGUCACGGUCACGGCGCUACAGAUCAGGAUCAUGGUCAAGGUCAUUUCUCCAACUCUGACGAGGAGGGAGGAGUAACCAGGCGGAGGGUUCCCCGCAGGACCAGCUCAGAAAUAGCCAGCGCCAAGAUAGCAGGGAGGCCGAUACCUGUCAAGUGCCGCUCAGAGUCCAGCCAUUCAGACGAGGAGUCCAGUGGAGAGGAGGAUGAAGAUGACCCAAUGUCCCUCUCGCCCGCCUCCUCGGCCUCCUGCCACCAGCAGCAGGUGCCUCCUCCUCCUCCGAUCCCGACGGAGAACUCUGCCCCCAGCUGCCUGCCCGCGAGCCCCACUCAGUGGAGCGUGGAGGAAGUGUCGCAGUUUAUUUCUUCUCUACAAGGCUGUGAGGAUCUCGCCCCCCAGUUCCUGUCACAGGAGAUCGACGGACAGGCUCUGCUGCUGCUGAAGGAGGAGCACCUCAUGUCCACAAUGAACAUUAAGCUCGGCCCCGCCCUCAAGAUCUGCGCCCACAUCAACAACCUGAGAGACUGAUGCGGGCGUUUUCACAGAUCUGCAUUGUUCAAAGUCAAGCCCUGGACAUUUACCCCCAAACUCCUGCUCAGAGUCCAGUUCAAAAAAAAAAAAGGAACUGGUUCCAGAGAGGUCCGAGUCCUGCAGGUGAAUGAGAGAGGUACAGUUCAUACAGGCUCUUCAACUCGCACCGGGGGCUGCAGCACUUACAUCUGGUGUGGAUUUCUUUUCCCUUGAGCACACGUCACUGUGGCACUUGUAGAGGAUUAUUGUCAUUCUUUACACAUUGUUCAUGCGUUUGAGUUCUUUCAGAUGACCUGCUACAUACAGGAGCAGAUCAGAGUCCCCUAUUCUUCUGCUAAAAACAGCACUACAGUCAGAGACAGCUGUUACCGUCACUGUUAAAACACCCGGAGAUGAAAGUUUGAAUGUAUUUAACCAGGGUGAAGGUGAAAGUGAGAACUUGCACAGGAUUACUAUUUUUAUUAAGUUAUGUACAAAUAGGCCUUCCCCUCUUUCACUUAUUUUACCUUGACUGUGCUUUUCAGAUUUCAGUUUUCAAGAAAGAAGCUCACAGACGACCGCACCUUUCUAUUUGUCUGUUGUUUCUCAGCGUACUGGAGAAGUAGUUUAAAGCAUUCACUCUUUGCUUCUUCUUCUUCUUCUUUUUCUACUUCUUUUUGUUGCCUGUGAGAUCAAUCUUAGUUCUCUUUUAACUCAACACUGUUUGGUUUUUCUUUGAGAGUCAUUUUGAGUCCAGCUCUGCACCUGAUGAAGACAUUCUGCAUCAAAUUGAGACAGAUGCUGAAAAACAAGUAAUUUAAAUCGACCCUAGACUUAUAACUCUUCUGUUUUUUGUUUUGACUGAUACAUAGACGUUGUAUCUAAAAGGGUAUUUUGAAAUGAAAGCCCUCUGAUGAAUAAUAACUCACUGUUAGAAAUGUUAGAGCUGUGUGACUUCUCUGACAUGGGACUUCCACCAGAUCCGUGUCCGGUCUGUCUCUGAUCCGCUGCAUUCCGAGCAGGAGAGUCGGACAGCUGGAGUCAUGUGACCGAGGUUUUCCUGUGGUAAUUACUAAAUCAAGGAUUUUAUCGACCCCUGAAAACCUCUGACCUGUUGACUCCAGGCCUGCCUCCACUCUAAAUGACAUUUUGUUUUUAUAGUUAAAGGUGACAUAUCAUGCAAAAUCAACUUUUUAAUGGUUCUCUACCUGAAAUAUGUGUCCCUGUCUACAAACCCCCCCAAAAUGAAAAGAAUCCAUUCUGCCCCUGUUCUGAUUUCUCCACCUUUCUGUAAAUGUGUGCUGAAACCAGCCGUUUCAGUUUUCAGUGUUUUUCAUACGUCACAACGCCAUCCGGUCUGUAACAGGAAGUCAGAGCUCGGAGCUUGUUCAGCCCAUAGACUGUAUAAAAUACAACUCAACCCCUCCUCCGUUUUUCAUUCCCUGCACACAUGUGUGCUAACAAGGAGCUUAGGAGGGAGGCAUGCUAGUUGUAAGCUGUCUUAAUAAACAUUAAGGUCGGUUUUACUCCCCACGUCUGCAGAUUUGAAGAUCUAGUGGAUGAUUUUUAUUUAUCAUGGAAAAGUGCUAGCGCUAGUUAGCAUAGCCACAUAGCUACAUGUUGGUAGCUGUGUACCAAGACACACGUCGACAUACUGACAAAUAAAACAACAAGAAACACUAAAUCUGUGACCAAUGGUUCAGAAAGGUCCUGCUGCAGGCGCCUCUCCAUCAGGAUCAGAUUCUGGAUCAGAUUCAGAGGGUUGAAGUAACGCGGGUCUGUGAGCAGCCGUGUAUAUUCAGCCAACAUGUAAACAUUAGAUCAACGUGCUGGAGAGCCGAGGCCACAUCCACUUCCUGAGGGGGCGUGGUCAGAGAGCUCAUUCUCAUUUAAAAGCACAGACACAGAAAACAGAGUGUUCUGAGCAGGGCUGAAAAAGAGGGGUUUACAGGCAGACCAAAAUCUGAUUUCAAAGUGUUUUUAUGAGCAAUAAACUUUAAAGACAUGUUUUGGGGACCUCUUAGACCAAUAUAUUUUGAUGAAAAAGAGCGUAAUAUGUCACCUUUAAGUUAAAAACGAUCUAACGAUUUAUUCUGAAAAUUAAUCUGAUGUCUUCAUUUUGUUUUGGUGAAACCUAACUUCCUGUCCUGCUCCAUCUGCUCUGUUGAGAUUGAUGCGUCGUGUGCCGGCAUCAGGCAAAAAUAGAAGUCUUGUGUAUCUGAUCUGUUGCGUUCCGACCUGCUGGAUCAGAGACACAGCCUUGGCGCAAUGGAGUGGAUCCAGUGGAAGCUAACGCAUUGACUAGAGUAGAAACCGAUCAGAUCCGGACCUGUGACGGAUCAGAGUCGGACCGGACACGGAUCUGGUUGAAUUUGGCCGUGAGAAUAGGCGUUUUGAAAGGUUGUAUUUUUAUUUCUAAUGUUAUUUAAAUAUUAACAGGGUAUAGAUAUAGUAAAAGGUGCAGGACUAGAGUCUGAACAAAUCCCAAAUCUUUCAAGGUGCAAAAAAAAAAGUUCAUAUUUGACAUUUUCUCACAGCUUACCUUGAUUUAACGUACGAUGAAACAAAAACACUUUUUCAAAAUCCGCCAGAACUGCAAAUAAUCCGACACUGUUUUCACUUUAAUACACGUUUGCUUCGUAUCUUUGGGAUUUUUUGAACAGAUAACUUUUUGUCUUUUAAAAAAAAAAAGAACCUGAAUCCUCAAAAUCUGUUGAUGUUUUAUCAGACGAUUUGUCUUUUAAUCUGAUGGUACAGCCAUCUGCCGAUCUUUACAAAAAGUGAAUUUUGAGUAAAGGGUUAACGUCUUGGGCUUGAUUUUGUGAAGUUUUUUUUUUUUUUCAAUUAAAAGAGAUGCUGUUACUGAUGAAGAAUGAAAGUAAGCUCCAACUGUGAUGAUAAGCUUUGAAUUGAAGUUACUUUAAGCUUUGUUCAUGGACAAACCAGGAAGUCUGUGAUGAAAAGAGGCUGGCAGCCACAUGUGGACCUACGUUUUGGAUGGAUGGUGUAAAAAAUCUGAAUGAGUGAGUGAGUCGGCGUGAAUGAGAAGUCCUUAAACUAUACUGUAAUAAGUGUAAAAUUUGCCUUUAUAUUUAAAUGCACAUUUGUUUGCUGGACUGCCUUGUUUAAGCUUUUUACUGUAGGAGUUUUCUCAUGUUCUCUCUCUGUGAACCUUGUGGCCUUUCUCACUAGUCUAGGUUUAGAUGAUGAUUGUGUGUUUUUUAACUGCUUUUCAUAUCAUUCCUUGUUUUUUAUUAGUGCUUACUUUUCUACAAUUGUUAUUUCAAGCAAUGACAUCUGUUGCCUUUCCCAAAAAAGUGACUGAAUAGUAGCGACCUUGAUCAAGGAAACUUUCCGUCUUCCUCAUAGCUUCGUCACAUAGCGUGUAACUACCAACAGUAUUUACCUUUUUUUUAGCUUAGCUAUCUUUGGCUUUAUUGUUAGUGACUGUGGCUGUUACAGUAUUUUAUUUCAAAAAGGGUAAUAAUCUUUGUUAGCUGUGUGUUGAUGUGUCAGUCGCCCCUGGAUUUUGUAGUGUUUAAAUCAGCAGGUCCCUCAGCACAUUGUGAAGACCAAAAAAAUAUAUAUUUUGUAUUGCGUUACAAGGCUGUGAUUACCUGUCAUUUGUUGAAAAUCAGACCAUUUUGACUGUUGGUUCAAUUAGUGUUAUCCCAAAAGUAGCACUUUUCUCACAAAACAAAAAAUAAAACCCUAGAUAAGACAUUUUGUAAAAGACAAAGAGUCCAAGAAUCAAAAUCUGAUAGCUUGCAAUAAUCAAAAACCUGCAAAAUCUUGGAGGGACUGAGUUAGAUGGGAGAGGCUAACAGUACUAUCUUGCAAAUAAAUAAUUAAGGAACUGUUUUAAAA